UUCUUUCUCCUCUCCACCCUGUUGGGUUAGAUGAUAACUUCUUCUAGGGGCAGGGCUCGGAAAGGAGGAAGUGAAAUCAAACUGCUUUAAAAGAAAGGGAUUGACUUUUGCUCCCUGUGUGUGGAAAACCUUUCUUGGAAUGCAGGAUAAAGAGAAAAUGUUGGCAGCUUAUUUUGACCAGCCAGGAGGCCCAGAGAAUCUAUAUGUGAAAGAGGUACCGAAACCACAUCCAGGAAAAGGAGAAGUCCUUAUAAAAGUGUCUGCCAGUGCUCUGAAUAGGGCUGACUUACUCCAGAGGAGAGGAAAGUAUCCUUCCCCAAAAGGAGCAAGUGACAUUUUAGGCUUAGAAGCAGCAGGACUUGUGGCUGGGUUCGGACCUGGUUGCAAGGGUCAGUGGAAAACUGGAGAUACAGUGAUGGCUCUGCUGUCUGGGGGUGGCCAGGCAGAAUACGUCACUGUGCCAGAAGGUCAUCUGAUGCUGAUCCCUAAUGAUAUGACUUUUGUUCAGGCUGCAGCCAUUCCUGAAGCCUGGCUAACAGCCUUUCAGUUGCUGCAUUUUGUAGGUAAAGUACAGAGUGGACAGACAGUGCUGAUCCACGCAGGAGCUAGUGGAGUUGGCACAGCAGCCAUUCAACUGACUAGACUGGCAAAAGCUAUUCCCAUUGUAACAGCUGGAACACAAGAGAAACUCCAGCUGGCAGCAAAACUCGGAGCAGCUGCUGGGUUCAACUACAAGGAGGAGGAUUUUAGCGAAAGGGCCCUGGAGUUCACCAACGGCUCUGGAGUGGAUAUUAUUUUAGACUGCAUUGGUGGUUCCUACUGGGAGAAGAACCUCAAUUGUCUGAGUACUGAUGGCCAGUGGAUUGUGUAUGGACUGUUGGGUGAAGGUGAAGUACAUGGAGAUCUGCUUGCAAGGUUGCUUUCCAAAAGAGGGAGCCUGCUUACUAGUCUGUUAAGAUCACGAGAAAAGGAGUAUAAAGAAAAGCUGGUGAAAGCCUUCACAGAGAGAGUGUUGCCGUAUUUCUCCCAAGACAGAUCUCCUCAUGUCCAACCAAUCAUUGACAGUGUUUAUCCUUUGCACAGGAUUGUAGAGGCGCACAGGACCAUGGAAGAAAACAAGAACCUCGGCAAAGUUAUAAUUGAAAUGCCUCCUUCAUCUUAAAGAAGGGUGUGCUACUGCAGGUGUUCCACAGAGACUAAAUUACUAUUGAUGUGUAUGGGAGUUUGGCAUCUGGAGCACUUGCAAUUUCAUGCCACAAAUUUGAAAUGACUGACAGUGAGGAAGGAUUGUGAAAGCGAGGAGUAAAACUAAGUCUUUGUACAAGACGGCCUUUGAGAAAAUAAUUCCCUUAUAAGGGAAUAAUAACAAAUCCAAAUCUAUCAUAGGUAUGGUGUCCUAGGGCAGUGGUCUCCAAACUUUUUGGAUUGCGCACCCCUGUCAGUAGAAAAAUUUUGAGCACGC
This is a messenger RNA of Trachemys scripta elegans, 1462 nucleotides long. RefSeq names its product tumor protein p53 inducible protein 3 (gene TP53I3). The transcript has 6 exons. NCBI's taxonomy places the organism in Eukaryota, Metazoa, Chordata, Testudines, Emydidae. Bases 140 to 1162 code for a protein of 340 amino acids. Gene Ontology annotation, molecular function: quinone reductase (NADPH) activity; quinone binding; NADPH binding. The record is from RefSeq and is a predicted model, not a curated record.